Messenger RNA from Branchiostoma floridae (Florida lancelet), 1871 nucleotides. Its product is annotated as eukaryotic translation initiation factor 6-like. Bases 153 to 890 code for a protein of 245 amino acids. The transcript is spliced from 5 exons. Gene Ontology annotation, biological process: maturation of LSU-rRNA; cytosolic ribosome assembly; assembly of large subunit precursor of preribosome. Gene Ontology annotation, molecular function: ribosomal large subunit binding. Gene Ontology annotation, cellular component: preribosome, large subunit precursor; nucleolus; cytosol. The record is from RefSeq and is a predicted model, not a curated record. NCBI's taxonomy places the organism in Eukaryota, Metazoa, Chordata, Leptocardii, Amphioxiformes, Branchiostomatidae.
ACACGUCGUUGUAGAGAAAAGUUGCAACUUGUUACGAAAACAUCCAUCCCUUUCACCGGCUUUUCGGGCCCUUUCUCGACAUUUCUAGCGUCGCUAUCGUGGACACAACAAGUACAAAGUCUUCUCCCGACAAAGAGAGUUUAUUCCACGAGAUGGCAGUCCGCGCACAGUUCGAGAAUAGCAACGAAAUCGGAGUUUUCGCCAAGUUGACGAACGCGUACUGCUUGGUUUGUAUCGGAGGUUCCGAGAACUUCUACUCGGUGUUUGAAGCCGAGCUGUCCGACGUUAUCCCCGUGGUACACACCACCAUAGCCGGGUGCAGAAUAAUCGGUCGCAUGACGGUGGGAAACAGGAACGGUCUGUUGGUGCCGGCCACGACAAACGAUCAGGAACUACAGCAUAUCAGGAACUCCUUACCAGACAGUGUGAGGAUCCAGAGAGUAGAGGAGAGACUGUCAGCUCUGGGGAACGUCAUCACAUGUAACGAUUAUGUGGCUCUGGUGCACCCUGAUCUAGACAGGGAGACAGAGGAGAUCCUUGCAGACGUGCUGAAGGUGGAAGUUUUCCGCCAAACGGUUUCCGACAACGUCCUGGUCGGCAGCUAUGCUGCGCUCAGUAACCAGGGGGGGCUGGUGCACCCCAAAACCACCAUAGAGGACCAGGAUGAACUGUCGUCACUAUUACAGGUACCGUUGGUAGCGGGUACCGUGAACCGAGGCAGCGACGUGGUCGGCGCGGGAAUGGUGGUGAACGACUGGAUCGCCUUCGCGGGAAUGGACACCACCAGCACGGAGCUGUCCGUGAUCGAGAGCGUGUUCAAACUGGGCGACGCUCCGCAGGGCGCCGUUACCACAGCGAUGCGGGACUCACUGAUUGACAGCAUGACAUAAACAUGGUCCAAUGUCUGUACAAUGUCCUGUUAUUUGUAAAGCCCUGUAUACCGGGGUGCCUAUUAUAAGCCUUUGCACGAACCUUGUACCAUGAAAAUUGUACCAUUUUAUGUGAUACGCACAAAUCAUGGUGCGAAAACAUACAAAUCUUAUGAAAAAGACACGAAUCACUAAUUUAAUAUGUCUGUAUUGCUAUGUGUGUCCAUUCAACUUUUUGAAAUAAAAAUAUCACGGGUAGAAACACUCAGAAAUACGCCUUCUCCCAACGAAGCGGUCGGCCGGUUUGCAUAAGGUUUGUGCAAAUCACAUAAGAUUCCUGCGUGUCACAUACAUGUAGUGAUUCGUGCAUAUCACAUUAGGUUUAUACGUUUUCAUAUAGUGAAUUGUGCAUAUUACAUAAGAUUCGUACGAUUUUCAUAAGGUUCAUGCAAAUGCCUAGCCACCGCCCUUGGUAUAAUGACAUGUAAAGUUGUAUGAAGGCAACAGAAAGUUGAUUUUACAGAUUACGUCCACUGUGUGGGCUGAUCUUUUCUUCUGUCGACAGGAAAACCGUAAUUCUUUCACAGAAUGGACAACAACAUGCAAUGAUAUCAAUAUAUGUUAUAUAUUUAGGGCUAUAUCUGACAAUACUGACCAUGGUAUUAAGAACCGUAAUUAACGUCGGCCCUAUGGAAUCGGCUAUGGCUAAUUCUAGUAUUAAAGAAGUUGCCACAAAUCCAGAAGUUUCUGUACGCCGUUUGCGCCCACUGAUAUUUGUACCUAUAACAUACUUCUUGUAGUGUAUUGCAAUUGGGUGCUCCUUUAUCCAGUACAGUCUCGUGCCUCUGCUUGUGGCCUCUAUAAAUUGUGGUAUCUUGGAAAAGUAUGUCACAAGUGUCAGCUGCAAGAGAGUGGAGCAUGUAUGAUGAUGUAUUAUGAUAUAGAAAAAACAUUAAAGAUUUUUUUCACAUCAUUGCAUCAAUCUCCACAUGACGUCAUGUA